AUGUUCAUGUUUCCUGUAGGAGGUCGGCUUGUCGCCGCGAUCACAGCCCCCCCUGCUGGGAAUAUAGUGGCAAGUGGCGCAAGUGGUGGCGGCGGCGGCUCCGAGAAGCGCGCAGGGAGCGCGGAAGACGCAGGGCGCGCGGGGAGCUCGGGGGGCGCGGGGAUCGCGGGAGGUGCGGAGGGCGCGGGGAGUGGGAGUGAGAAGCGGGCGGGCUCGGAGGGGAGGGAGGUGCGCGUGUAUGUGGACGGGAUCUUCGACCUGUUCCACUUCGGCCAUGCGCAGGCGCUGCAACAAGCCAAAGAGCUGUAG
Messenger RNA from Closterium sp. Naga37s-1, 309 nucleotides. NCBI's taxonomy places the organism in Eukaryota, Viridiplantae, Streptophyta, Zygnematophyceae, Desmidiales, Closteriaceae. The record is from the annotation of a GenBank genome assembly.